AUGGUAUUAGUGCUCCUGCCUCAGACCGUGUGCAAAGGUGCCAUUGUUAAAUGCAACAUUGGUGACCCUCUUGCUUUUCGUCACAAAUAUUUUCAGUCUGGCAACCUCACAAUCGGUGGCAUCAUUUCUCAGAUCUUCAUCUUUUCUAACCAAAUAACAUUUGAGAGACAUCCCUCUCAGGAACUGGAUGAUGAGGUCAUGGUACUGACUCAGACCUACCAGCACAUCCUGGCCUUGGCAUUUGCUGUAAAGGAGAUCAAUGAACAUCCCCAGAUCUUAUCCAAUGUCUCCCUUGGCUUCCAAAUCUAUAACAGCCAUUUCAGUGCAACAUGGGCCUACCGUGCCUCAUUGGAACUUCUCUCCUCUCAGGGAUUCACACCUAAUUAUAAGUGCGACAUGCAGAAGAAUUUGAUAGCAGUCAUUGGGGGACCAAGCUCCAACAUCUUUCUCCAAAUGGCAACUAUUCUUGGCACCUACAAGUUUCCCCAAGUUGCAUAUGGUUCUGCUUCAGUAACACAUAAUGGUAUGCAAACUGUUUUACUUCACCAGAUGUUCCCAAAUGGGGAACAUCAAUACAGAGGGAUCCUUAAGUUACUGCUUCAGUUUAGGUGGACUUGGAUUGGUGUGAUAACUCUAGAUGAUGACAGUGCAGAGGGCUUUGUGCAAAAGGUGCUUCCCGUUUAUACCCGGUGGGGUGUAUGCUACGACUUCAUAGUGAAACUACCCCAAAUAACUUUUUCUAGUGGCAUCACUGGAAUGAUUCAAGACAGUUUUGGAAUACUACAAGUUAUCAUGAAAAGCACUGCCAAUGUGUUGAUCAUACAUGGUGAAAUUCAUACUAUAAUGGUUUUAAGAAUGUUGAACCACUUGUCAGAAUUUGAGGAUACACAAAUGAAAAUAAAAGGUAAAGUCUGGAUUAUGACUGCCCAAAUGGAUUUCACAUCACUGCCCAUUCAAAGAAACUGGGCCAUAGACUUCAUCCAUGGUGCUCUCUCCUUUGCAAUUCACUCAGAGGAGCUGUUAGAAUUCCAGAAAUUUCUUCAGAUUAGAAACCCUUACUCAGAAAAAGAAGAUGGCUUUAUCAGGGACUUCUGGAAGCAGACAUUUCUUUGUGAGUUCCCCACCUCUAUCAUAGACCAACAGGUUGGGAAAAUUUGCACUGGUGAGGAAAAGUUGGAAUCUCUUCCUGAAUCUAUUUUUGAAAUGAGAAUGACUGGCCAUAGUUACAGCAUCUACAAUGCUGUCUAUGCUGUAGCACAUGCUUUGCAAUCCAUGCAGUCAUCUACACUUCAACAAAGAACAAUGAUGGAUGAAGGAAGAUGGAAACUUCUGAAUCAACACCCAUGGAAGUUCUACUACUUACUGAGAGAUGUCUCGUUUAAUAACAGUGCUGGAGAAAAGGUGUCCUUUGACCAAAAUGGUGAAAUACUAGCUGGAUUUGAUAUUAUUAACUGGGUCACAUUCCCAAACCAGUCCUUUCAGAGAGUCAAAGUUGGAAAGACAGACCCACAGACUCCUUCAGACAAAGGACUUUCUGUUUGUAAGGAUGCCAUUACAUGGCCCAGCAGAUUUAAUCAGGCACUGCCUCUUUCUCUGUGUAAUGACAAUUGCCAACCAGGUCAUAGCAAGAGAAAGAAGGAAGGGGAGCCCUUUUGCUGCUAUGAUUGCCCCCCAUGUCCAGAAGGGAAGAUCUCAGACCAGAAAGACAUGGAUAUUUGUUUUCAAUGUCCAGAAGAUCAGUAUCCAAACCCUGAACAGAAUGUAUGCAUUCCAAAAAAGAUCAGCUUCUUGUCUUAUGGUGAACCUUUGGGGAUAAGCCUGGCCAUUCUUGCACUUUCUUUUUCUUUCAUGACAGUACUGGUCCUUUGGGUCUUUGUUAAGCACCAGGACACUCCCAUAGUCAAAGCAAACAACCAGAACCUGACCUACACUCUCCUCGUCUCCCUUCUGCUCUGCUUCCUUUGUGCUUUGCUGUUCAUUGGUCAGCCUGUGAAAGUGAUGUGCCUCCUUCAGCAGCCUGCUUUUGGCAUCAUCUUCUCAGUGGCUAUUUCUUGCAUAUUGGCCAAAACCAUCACUGUGGUUCUUGCUUUCAUGGCCACAAAGCCAGGCUCCCGCAUGAGAAAAUGGUUGGGGAAAAGAUUAACCAACACCAUUGUUCUUUCCUGUUGCUUUAUCCAAGCAUGUAUGUGUAUUAUCUGGCUGGCAACGACUCCCCCAUUCCUAGAUGUUGACAUGUUCACAAUGCAUGAAGAAAUCAUAUUGCAAUGUAAUGAGGGUUCAGCUAUCAUGUUCUACUGUGUCCUGGGCUUCAUGGGUUUCCUAGCCUUCAUCAGCUUCACUGUGGCUUUCCUAGCUAGGAAGUUGCCUGAUACUUUUAAUGAAACCAAAUUUAUCACUUUCAGCAUGUUAGUGUUUUGCAGUGUUUGGUUGUCCUUUAUUCCAACUUAUCUGAGUAGCAAGGGGAAAUACAUGGUGGCUGUGGAGAUCUUCUCUAUCUUGUCCUCCAGUUUUGGGCUAUUGGCUUGCAUCUUUUCCCCCAAAUGCUAUGUCAUUGUGAUGAGACCUGAGGUAAAAAACAGAAGUCUUCUGAUAAGAAGGAACUGA
Molecule: messenger RNA, 2604 nt
Organism: Rhineura floridana
Lineage: Eukaryota; Metazoa; Chordata; Lepidosauria; Squamata; Rhineuridae
Product: vomeronasal type-2 receptor 26-like
Exons: 6
Coding region: 1-2604 (867 amino acids)
Biological process (GO): G protein-coupled receptor signaling pathway
Cellular component (GO): membrane
Molecular function (GO): G protein-coupled receptor activity
Source: RefSeq, a predicted model, not a curated record